CCUCGCACGCUGUCGAUGGUGUUUAUGCGAUUCCGCCCCCAGCUUAUCGCCUCCUCCCUCUCCCGAGCCCCUAAACCCAGCAGAACCCUAGCCCCACAGCCCCUCGCCGCCGCCGCUGCGCGCCGCCGCUCCCUCACCGCGACCCUCUCUUUCUCCUCCUCCUCCUCCAUGGCCGGGGCAGCACCCUCGGAGGAAGCGCUCCGCCGGGCGCUGGCGGAGAGGCAGACGGCAGUGGACGCGCAGGCCGAUGCCGUGCGGUCACUCAAGGCCUCCGGCGCCAAGGAGGGCGUCGACGCGGCGGUCGAGGCGCUGAAGGCGCUCAAGAUCGAGGCUGGCGCGGCCGCGCGCAGGCUGCAAGCCGCCGUCGGGUCCGGCGGCGGCGCCGCGCGGGAGGAGAUGCGGCAGACAGUGGUGAACACCCUCGAGCGGAAGCUCUUCUACAUACCUUCGUUCAAGAUCUACCGCGGCGUCGCCGGCCUGUACGACUACGGGCCGCCCGGGUGUGCGGUCAAGUCCAACGUCCUGGCCUUCUGGAGGCAGCAUUUUGUUCUGGAGGAGAAUAUGUUGGAGGUUGACUGCCCCUGUGUGACACCUGAGGUUGUCUUGAAGGCAUCAGGGCAUGUCGAGAAGUUCACCGACCUCAUGGUUAAGGAUGAGAAGACAGGCACAUGCUAUCGUGCUGAUCACCUGUUGAAAGAUUUCUGCAAGGACAAGCUUGAGAAGGAUCUCACCUUGUCCCCUGAGACGGCUGCCGAGUUUAAGCGCGUCCUUGCUGUGUUAGAUGACCUCUCACCAGAGGAACUCGGUGCAAAGAUCAAGGAAUAUGGCAUUGUUGCCCCUGAUACAAAGAACCCACUCUCUGCUCCCUACCCAUUCAAUCUUAUGUUCCAGACAUCAAUUGGCCCAACAGGUCUUAGCGUGGGGUAUAUGAGGCCAGAGACUGCACAGGGUAUUUUUGUCAACUUCAAGGACUUGUACUACUACAAUGGCCAAAAGCUUCCCUUUGCAGCAGCUCAAAUUGGUCAAGCAUUCCGCAAUGAGAUCUCUCCACGUCAAGGUCUUCUACGAGUGCGUGAAUUCACAUUGGCCGAGAUUGAGCACUUCGUAGAUCCUGAGGAUAAGUCACAUCCCAAGUUUGUUGAUGUUGCUGAUUUGGAGUUCUUGAUGUUUCCGAGAGAGCUGCAGCUCUCAGGGGAGUCAGCCAAGUUAACGAAGCUUGCAGAAGCAGUUUCGAAGGGAACUGUUAAUAAUGAGACACUUGGUUACUUUAUUGGAAGGGUCUAUCUUUUCCUGACACGUUUGGGAAUUGAUAAGAGCCGAUUGCGCUUCAGACAGCAUCUACCCAAUGAGAUGGCUCAUUAUGCUGCUGACUGCUGGGAUGCAGAGAUUGAGUGUUCUUAUGGAUGGAUAGAGUGUGUGGGCAUUGCAGAUAGAUCUGCAUAUGAUUUAAAAGCUCAUUCUGAGAAAAGUGGCGUUCCACUUGUUGCUCAUGAAAAGUUUUCAAAGCCUAGAGAAGUUGAGAAACUUGUUAUCGUGCCCUCAAAGAAAGACCUAGGGCUUGCUUUCAAGGGCAAUCAGAAGAUGGUGGUUGAAGCAUUGGAGGCUAUGAGUGAGAAGGAAGCAAUGGACAUGAAGGCUGCAUUGGAAUCUAAGGGGGAGACGAACUUCCAAGUUUGCACACUUGGAAAGGACGUGGUGAUUACAAAGAAAAUGGUAUCAAUCGGUAUGGAGAAGAAGCUGGAGCACCAGCGAGUCUUCACCCCCUCAGUUGUUGAGCCCUCAUUUGGCUUAGGGAGGAUAAUCUAUUGUCUGUUUGAGCAUUCCUUCUACACAAGACCUAGCAAAUCAGAAGAGGAGCAGCUGAAUGUCUUCCGGUUCCCUCCUAUUGUGGCUCCUAUCAAGUGCACUGUGUUCCCGCUGGUAAAGAAUCAAGAGUUUGAUGAUGCCGCCAAAGUGCUUGCUAAAGAAUUAACAGCUGCAGGCAUAUCACACAUUAUUGACACGACUGGCAUUUCUAUCGGGAGGAGGUACGCAAGAACGGACGAGAUCGGUGUUCCUUUUGCAGUAACCGUGGAUUCUGCAACAGAGGUGACGAUCCGAGAGAGGGACAGCAAACAGCAGGUGAGGGUGGGCAUCGACGAGGUGGCAUCCGUGGUGAAGGAGCUGACAGAAGGCCAAAGCACCUGGACCGAUAUUUCAUUCAAGUAUCCCAGUCAUAUCGGCCCCCAAGGUGACCAGGAGUGAGUUGCCUGGCUACAGUUUGCACCGUCCCCGUCCAGAUCACCAAAACGUCAUUCAUCUUCCAGUUGCCUGGUUCAUACCGUUCUGCUGUUGAUGGCACCGUCCCUGCCCGUACUUAGUUCACCCAUUGUCAUGAUCUUACCUAUACAUUUGAAGAAUGUUUUACCAUACACAUACAAUGGAAUUGACAUCAUCUACCAUACAUUUUGAGUCUUAAGGAGUACGUCAAGUUGUAAUGAAGCUAUUGAAUUUUCAAUCUUUCACCUACUUGUGGCA
Molecule: messenger RNA, 2517 nt
Organism: Aegilops tauschii subsp. strangulata
Lineage: Eukaryota; Viridiplantae; Streptophyta; Magnoliopsida; Poales; Poaceae
Product: glycine--tRNA ligase, mitochondrial 1
Biological process (GO): mitochondrial glycyl-tRNA aminoacylation
Cellular component (GO): cytoplasm; mitochondrion
Molecular function (GO): ATP binding; glycine-tRNA ligase activity
Source: RefSeq, a predicted model, not a curated record